AUGUCACAUAAAAUUAAUGUAUCAGUAGCAUCAUUACAACCAAGCAACUUUGAGGGAUGGGCAACUAAACAAGGAGGAUCAUGGAAGUCAUGGAAAAGAAGAUGGUUUGUAAUUAAAGAUAGAAAAAUGUGGUAUUUUGCUGGAAAGAAUGACACUGAAGCAAAGGGAUGGAUUGAUUUAACACCAGGAACUGAAGUAAAAGAUUUAACUCAACCAGGACAAAAGAAAAAAUUUUCUUUUUCAAUUAAUUCUAGAGGAGUUAAAGGUGAACGUGAGUUCUUAAUUUUUGUUGAAUCAGAAACAGAUUUAAAAGGAUUUCUUAAAGCAAUUAAUCAAGUUCUUUCAGGUGAUAAAAAAAAUAACACUUCAAAUUCUAUUCCAACACAACCUACAUAUGCACCACCUCCUAAUGUUUCAUCUAUUUCAGAACCUAUGGCACCACCACCUAUGACACAAUCAUAUGUUGCACCAGUAAAUGAACCAACAACUACUCAACAACCAUAUGUUCCACCAGUACCUCAACAACAAUCUAUUUCUUCACAAACAACAGGUAAUUCUUCAUCAAAUUGGGCAUUAAAUAUUCCAGGAAAUAUACCAAACAAAAUUGGAACACAAUCAAUUGAUAUAGCAAAAGAAAUGUUUAAAUGGUUAAUGUCAAAUAAUCCAGAAGGAGUUCUUGAUUUUCUUGGUAUUUGGAAAGAUUCAUUACCAACUAACACUGAUAUGGAAGCUGGAGAAGUUGCUAAAUUAACAUUAUGUGUUUCUGCUGACACAAAUAAAUUAAGUUGGAGAGUUGAUGGACCACAAGGAGCAUUGAUUCAAAAAAUGGUAGAUUUCUUUUGGAAUGUAGGAGCUCCAGAGGUUGAAAUUGACAGAUUAAAUGAUUUAGGAGCAGAAAUCAAUCCAUUUUUCAUUGGCUCAUGGAUUGAUAUGAGUCAACAAGGAGGAAUGGAUGGUGGAUGGUUUUUCCCAGUUGAUACAGAAUUAUCUAUUGGUAAAAAUGCAGGAGAUAAAGGUAAUGGAAAUAGUGCAUUGGAUGUAUUAGUUCAAUGGGCUGAACAACAUGGAAUGAAUUCUAUUAUUUCUGUUGGAAGAGAUAUGGGAGCUACACCACCUAGACAAACAGACUUUAAAUUUAAAGUAGUUGGACCAAAUCAAGUUAAAUUAACAGUAAUUAAAGAAGCAUGUUCAACAUUUGGAUUUCCACCUAUUUCUAAUACAUUAGAAGAAGUUAUUUGUAAUUUAGGAAACUCAGUCUCAGAAAUCACAUUAUCUAUUAUUACCUCUACUGAUGGAUUUGUUAAACUUGGUGUUAUUAUUCCACAACCAACUGCUGAAAUUAUUUCUAAACUUGUUGAAAGUGUUCCUGGUCAUGAAAUUUCUAUACACCAAUCUAUGUUAAAUUCAUUUGGACAACCAAUAGCUGUUGAAUAUUCAUUUUUGAAUAAAGGAUUUGGAUUUGAAGUAUACCGAGAAGGAGUUGAUGUUCAUAUCUAUUACAAUUUGGGAGCUAUUACUACUAAUUGA
Molecule: messenger RNA, 1527 nt
Organism: Entamoeba nuttalli P19
Lineage: Eukaryota; Evosea; Mastigamoebida; Endamoebidae
Exons: 1
Coding region: 1-1527 (508 amino acids)
Source: RefSeq, a predicted model, not a curated record